AUGGCCAAGACUCCUUCAAAAAAGGCAGCAAAGACAGUUGCUUCGACCGGCAAGGUGCUACGUCAAGUUCACCCCGACACGGGUAUUAGUAAGCGCGGAAUGUCGAUCAUGAACUCAUUCAUAAACGACAUAUUCGAGCGUAUCGCCUCAGAGGCUGGAAAGCUGUCGCGCUACAACAAGAAGUCAACACUUUCGAGCCGCGAGAUUCAGACAGCUGUGCGACUCAUGCUGCCGGGUGAGCUCGCCAAGCACGCCGUGUCCGAAGGCACGAAGGCCGUGACCAAAUUCACAUCCGCUUAA
Messenger RNA from Plasmopara halstedii, 300 nucleotides. RefSeq names its product histone h2b. The coding region runs from base 1 to 300 and encodes 99 amino acids. Gene Ontology annotation, biological process: nucleosome assembly. Gene Ontology annotation, cellular component: nucleosome. Lineage: Eukaryota; Oomycota; Peronosporomycetes; Peronosporales; Peronosporaceae. Gene Ontology annotation, molecular function: DNA binding; protein heterodimerization activity; structural constituent of chromatin. The transcript has 2 exons. The record is from RefSeq and is a predicted model, not a curated record.